This is a messenger RNA of Acanthochromis polyacanthus (spiny chromis), 6200 nucleotides long. It is a transcript of the gene arhgap10, whose product is annotated as Rho GTPase activating protein 10. Lineage: Eukaryota; Metazoa; Chordata; Actinopteri; Pomacentridae. The coding region runs from base 449 to 2746 and encodes 765 amino acids. The transcript is spliced from 23 exons. Gene Ontology annotation, biological process: signal transduction. Gene Ontology annotation, molecular function: GTPase activator activity; protein binding. The record is from RefSeq and is a predicted model, not a curated record. Gene Ontology annotation, cellular component: cytoplasm.
CAGAAGUUUGCUACACGCACACAGAUGUCAGCGGAGUUUCUCAAUCUGUCACUUUGCUCGUUUGAUGGAGGAAGGAGAGAAGGAAAAAACACUGGACACUGCGACUCUCUGACAACUCCCGCGAACCGCCUUCCCAUGACUACUUCACCCGACGGCUCCCCGUUGUCACCUUUUAGCCGCCCUACCUGCUAGCUCGUCCCGCGUUUGGUUUGACAGCCGCGCAGCAACACCCAUGAGCCCGUGUCAGAAGUUCCCGAGCUAACGGCGCUAGCUUCUGCUGCUGCUAGCUAUGUUUUCUCAGCUCGGCUUGAAACCUCCAGCGAAAAAAGCAGCAAUUUGACAGUGUUUCUUUUUGUUUUUUAAGCUACUAAACUAAGUGCCUUUUUUUUUUAUUGUUGAGGGGGACAAGUUUGUCGUUGCUAAACACGAAGCUAUCAAUCUGUCAGACAUGGGACUACACCCGCUGGAAUUCAGUGAAUGCUAUCUGGACAGCCCCAGCUUCAGGGAGAAAAUCAAGGCACACGAAGCAGAGCUGGACAAAACCAACAGGUUCAUCAAAGAGCUGUACAAAGAUGGGAAGAACCUCAUCAACGCGACAAAGCAGCUUGGGAUGGCACAGCGGAAGUUUGCCCAGUGCCUGGGAGAAUUUCAGUUUGAGUACAUUGGAGAUGCAAAGACAGAUGAUGAGAAAUGCAUCGAUGAGUCUUUGCAAGAGUUCUCCUCAUUCCUCAAAAACCUGGAAGACCAAAGAGAGUUGAUGAUGAGAAACAUCACAGAAACCUUAAUGAAACCUUUGGAAAAGUUCAGAAAAGAGCAGCUCGGUGCAGUAAGGGCGGAAAGAAAGAGGUAUGAAAAAGAAACGGAGAAGUACUACAGCUCUCUGGAAAAGCUUCUGAAUAUGUCAGCAAAGAAGAAAGAGCCACAACUACAAGAGGCAGACGUCCAGGUGGAAAGCAUGAGGCAUCAAUUUCAGGGGGAGUCGCUGGACUAUGUGUGCAAACUACAAGAGAUCCAAGAGAGGAAGAAGUUUGAGUGCGUGGAACCGAUGCUGGCCUUUUUUCAGACCGUCUUCACCUUUUAUCACCAGGGCUAUGAGCUCGCCAAGGACUUUGAUCAUUAUAAAAGAGAGCUGCAGAUCAACAUUCAGAAUACGAGGAGUCGGUUUGAGGGCGCGCGGUCAGAAGUGUUCGAGCUGAUGAAGAGGAUCAGAGAAGCGCCACAAGAAUACAGACAGACCAGCCCUAUCAGUUGUGAAGGCUACCUCUAUGUACAGGAAAAACGGCCACCCCCCUUUGGUUCAAGUUGGGUCAAGCGCUACUGCACAUUUGUCAAAGAGCAGAAGAUCCUGCACAUGGUGACUUUUGACCACAGAUCUGGUGGAAAGAUUGGUGAGACGGAGUCCAUCACACUCAAAUCCUGUCUCCGCAAAACGACUGACAUGUUGGACAGGAGGUUCUGCUUAGACCUCGACAUAACCGAUCGCCCAGGGACAGUGCUUACAGUACAGGCUCUGUCGGAGGAUGACCACAAGUUUUGGAUGCAAGCCAUGGGUGGGAAGGAACCUAUUGGUCAUUAUCUUGGGAGGACUCUUUCUAAAGAAAGAGGAAUUGAUGCCCAGUUGGAUGAAGUGGGUUUGAAUUUUGUGAAGAAUUCCAUCAGUGCCAUAGAGACGAGAGGUAUUAAUGAUCAAGGCCUGUACAGAGUUGUUGGGGUAAGCUCCAAGGUCCAGAAGCUCCUCUCAUUGAUGAUUGAUGAGAAGAGCAACGAAGUGGAUCUGUCUACAAGUGAAGACUGGGACGUUAAGACAAUAACGAGCGCACUUAAGCUUUAUCUGAGGAGCCUUCCUGAGCCACUGAUGACCUAUGGACUAUACAAAGAGUUCAUCAGCCCUGCGAAGGGCGGUAGUCCUGAGUCUCGCAUCCAAGCCGUCCAUUGCCUGGUCCACAAACUACCGGAGAGGAAUCGACUAGUCCUCGGGCUGCUUAUGAAGCAUCUGGCCAAUGUGGCGGCCCACAGCAAACAGAAUCUGAUGACCGUGGCCAACCUGGGCGUGGUGUUUGGGCCCACAUUAAUGAGGCCACAGGAGGAGACUGUCGCUGCCAUCAUGGAUCUCAAGUUCCAGAACAUUGUGGUGGAAAUCCUCAUCGAACAUCACGAAAAGAUUUUUGCAGAUGCUCCCGAGUCAUGCCCUCUUUCACCUGCUGCCCCAGUGUUCUCUGCUCCCACAAGGCAGUCCAAGAAAUUGGGUCGACAGAAUCGGCCUUUGGCUGUCUACAAUCCACAAGCCCUUGACAUUCAGAAUGUGUCAGCAGUGGGAGAUCAUUCCAGCCUGACUACAGAGGAGACAUCAAUGGGCAGCAAUGAGUCCGUAUCGUCCCAGUCGUCGUCCGCCUCAGCCUCAGAGACGCCUAUAGAGAAGACCGAUCACCCCCCACUUGGCAGCAGCCUCAGCUCAGGCAGCAACUCCAGAUCCCCUACAGUAUCUGAGCCUGCUCCUGGAGCUUCCAGAGAGAACCAUCCUGCUGCUUCCACCGCUGCUUCUGAAAAAGAAAAACCAGAGGAGGGUGUCACCAGCAGGAAAGCCAAGGCAGUGUACCCAUGUGAGGCUGAGCACGACUCUGAGCUCUCCUUCCAGGUCGGCGCAAUAUUCAACGCUGUGACCCAGUCGAGGGAGCCGGGCUGGCUGGAGGGGGAGCUGGAGGGGAAGAGGGGCCUCAUCCCUGAGAACUAUGUGGAGAUGCUGUAGAACCAAAUGGAAAUAUUUAUGGACACUUUGUCACCGAGAAGAGUAUGAUGCACGUGCUUCAACUCAAUUCACAUUUUAUUUUAUUUUUUUUAAAUCCAAAGCCCGUUGACUUCUCUCAAUCCAGUGACGUUUGUUAUAUGUUAUUAUUGGUGGACUAUUCUAGACACAAGUAUACCCAUUGUGGCUGCCAAGUAGAUGUUGUGAUGCAUGUGCAAGCGUGACUUUAGCUCGGUCAAAUAUUCACACGAGUUUCACCAUUGUAACUGCAAAAUGGGAUUGCACUUACAGUGUCCUGCUGUAUAUGAAGAUGCUGUAGCCUCUAACCAUCCAAGUAACUUCGUAGAGAGGAUGAGCGCCCGUCUGGGCUCGCUCUCUGCUCUGCCCACUUAUACAUGGUAUCCAUGAGCUCACAGUCAAAGGGGGGAGCUUCAGAAAGUAUAAGGUAGAAUGUCAGCACUGUAGCUUUUGACCCUCCUGACUAUGAUACACGCAAAGUUGUUUUCAGCUGGUAAAAGAUUAGAGAUACCUGUGUGCCUUAUCCAUCCAAACACCAAGUGUAAAUGUACGUACGGGUAUGUGUGAAAACGAAUUGGAGUGUUACUGCUUUCGCUUCUAAAAUGUUGUAUUCUUCUGUUGUUUUGAGAAUAUCUAGAUAUUGAAAAUGAGGCACAUCGCUACUGUAAUUUUAUUUUAUUUAAUUGGCGCAUUGAUUGCAUGAGUUUUGAAUUUUAAAUUCACUCUGUACUGUUUUGUUCUUGGUGCACUCCUUUACAGAAACACAGUGAAACGCCUCCGAUGCCUGAAGAACCCUGUUGUGUUAAACACUAGCAUCCAACAGUGUGAACAGAGGUGAAUUUCAGUAGACAGCAAUGAUUGAAACCAAGUGUUUUCCAUGUCAAAUGAUCUGUUUUGUUUGUUUUUAAAGCUUGUUUUUAACGUUGCUCAGUUUCUUCUGAGCAGAGAAAUGACACUCCCACAAAGUUGAAAUGUUGUAUUUCACUUCACUUUAUGUUCACUCAAAAUCAGUGUUUUAUUGUUGGUAAGAUUACAAAAUGCAGUUCUGACAGGACAUUUUAGAGUUUUUUUUUUUCCAUCUCACAGCUGAACUAUUAAGGAGUUAUGACCAAGUACAUUUACUCCCUUUGAAUGAAGGGCAGGUUUUCAUUUAGAUUGAGCUCAUCACAAUAAGUUCGGAAAAUCACUUUUUACAAACAAUUACCUGAGAAGUUUGGUUCAUCGGAUUGUCUGUGCUUCAUUUGCAAGACUUUAAAACAUUGAUUUCUGACGUUCAUAAAGGGUCUUGACUUUUUUCUGUUUAUUAUUUUUUUUAUUUUUACCUUUGGGUAUCCUCUUGAUCAAUGUUAAACAAAUAAAGAUUUUUUUUUUCUUUUACUGUAUUUUGUAUUCUUGCAAAAAAAAAAAAGAGUUCUAAAUGAUUUUUAACAAUGCAAUAUUGAGGCCUAAUCACAUUUUUUACUGUUGUUAUCUCAGGCCCUGAUGGUGCUGAUGAUGGUUACAUCAGCUCAUUAAAUUGUAUUGUUUUCCAAAUGAAGGCCUACGUAAUAUGUAUGGAUCAAAGAAGAUUGAGAAAAACACCCACUGACUGAGAGUGUAACUGUUUAACUUCACAAUUGGGAAAUAUGUAUAACUCGGUUAAUGUGAAAUCUAUGUCUUAAUUUUUUGCUGGCUCAUCGGUUGUGUCAGUGAGAAGGCGCACACUUUCCUACAGAGUCUAAGAAUAAAGAGAAUGGUGAAAUGCAGAUUCAUUCUGCAGGCAGUCCUGACACAGUGAGCCAUGUAGUGUAAUGUAAGCCUUUCCCUUUAUAUUGACCUGCACUGGUCCAUCUGACUAAAAGCUGCUUCCAAAAUAACUUUCCAUAAGGGGAUUAAAAAUAGAUGGUAAUCUUUCACAGAGGAAAACACACUAAUCCACCUCCUCCUCCCCGAUCCAUUAACAUCUCAGCCUCAUGCAUGUUAAUUCUUCGACUACAUCUGUGUAAUUAACACAGCAAAUGGCCUCCAGACCCGGCGCAUUGGCCUCAGUUACAUAAUUACCAUCAGUCCACCACCACGCUCAGACCUCCGAUAAGUGGACUGAUGCACUAUUUAGCAGCAUAAACACACAGUUUGUCCAUUUAAAGAGACUUUAAAGGCUCAAAGUCUGGUUUUUGGUUCAACGCGUGUCCGUGAGCUUCCAGAAGCAACGCGGUGGUAACAUAAUGAAAUGAGCCAGAGUUAAUGACUUGGGCAAAAUAUUCCCCCAGAAUCACUCCAACCACCCACUGCCGGAGCCCUUCAUCAUCUUUCCUCUGCCAGAAUACUGCUGAAUCAUAGAGGCUUCCACCCUGCCUGCCUCUCACUCUGCUUUGGACUGUCUGUCAGAGAGCAUGUUGCUCUAUCUGCCUUCCUUUCUCCUGUUUCUUCUGCCUACCUGUCUGUCUCUCAGGAGUAAUUAAAACCCGUCAGCUUCUCCCCUACACGACUUCUUUUCAGUCACUGCUUCACAUUUCUCCUGUUCUAAUAGUCAUCUAUUCAAUUAGUGAAGUCCCCGGUCAGUCAUUAAACCCCUAAAAACUCAUUUAUUUGUAUCAUAUUUAGAAUUCUUUUCCAGGAAAAUAAUCAUUUCCUGCUUUAAAAUGGCUUCAGUGUAACUACACUGACUACGUUUACAUGCCAUUAAUAUUCGGGCUAAGGUCAAUAUUCCGGUUUCUAAAACAUUUGGAAUAACCCGUUUACAUGCCUAAACAGACAGAGUUACUCCUGUUUACAUGAUCAGCCUAAUCAAUUGGGAUAUUCUCAUCCAAACCGGGACGCACAGACAACGUCAUGACGCAAAUUGUGUCAUUUCCAUUUCUGGUUCGUGGUUUCACCAUGUCUGUUUACCUCUCCUUGUGAAUUUCCGGUGGGUCGCGCGCCAGACGCGGCAUAUAGUUGCCGUACUCAAAAGACCAAGAUUACUUUCGGAUGAAACAUGCGCAGAACGCAAAUUAAUGUUUCUUUCUAUGGGGAUAUUCCGAUGCGCGUUUAUAUUACGAGAUAUUCGGGUUAGAAAAGGAGUAACCCAGGGGUCUUAUUCGGGUUUUUAAAAACCCGAAUAUGAGCAUAUUCGGGUUUUUGCGGGUGUUUAGAUGGCCGUACGCAACCGGGUUAUUGCUAAUAUUCUGGUUAUGAAAGGGUUAGUGACUGCAUAUAAACGUAGUCACUGUUUCUUCCUCUAAAACAGAGGUGUCAAACUCAUCUUAGUUCAGAGGCCACAUACAGCCCAAUUUGAUCUCAAGUGGACCGGAGCAGUAAAUUUCUAAUAACCUGUAAAUAACCACAACUCGAAAUAUUUCCCUUUGUUUUAAUCCAAAAAAGUACAUUCUGAACAUGUUCACAUUUAAUGAACUAUCUUUUUACAAAAUGUUAUGAACAACCUGAAAUUUCUGAGGAAAAUAAAGGGCAAUUUCAACAA